Hypomesus transpacificus is the source of this 975-nucleotide messenger RNA. RefSeq names its product arachidonate 5-lipoxygenase-activating protein (gene alox5ap). The record is from RefSeq and is a predicted model, not a curated record. Gene Ontology annotation, biological process: leukotriene biosynthetic process. The coding region runs from base 55 to 522 and encodes 155 amino acids. NCBI's taxonomy places the organism in Eukaryota, Metazoa, Chordata, Actinopteri, Osmeriformes, Osmeridae. The transcript is spliced from 5 exons. Gene Ontology annotation, molecular function: enzyme activator activity; glutathione peroxidase activity; glutathione transferase activity. Gene Ontology annotation, cellular component: endoplasmic reticulum; nuclear envelope; membrane.
GAGCCACAGUAGUCUGUCUCCCUGUCUCUGUCUGUUAGUCUACCUCUAGGUGCCAUGGAUUACAUUGUGGUGGAACACAUCUUCCUCCUCGUCCUCGUCACUCUCUUCAGUGUUAUGCAGAACGCGUUCUUUGCUCAGAAGGUAGAGAAGGAAGGUAGAAGUCAAAAUGUCAAGGCGUCUACGUUGGAGCGAGUGUCCUGUGCCAAUCGUAACUGCAUGGACUCCUAUCCUACAUUCCUGGCUGUGAUGUGGUGUGCUGGCCUGUGCCUAAAUCAAGCUCCUGCAGCUUUCGCUGGGAUCAUCUACCUUUUUGCCAGGCAGAAGUAUUUCAUCGGUUACAUGGGCCAGACGUGUCAGAGCACUCCUGGAUUUCAGUUUGGAAAGCGCAUCCUUUUGUUCCUGUUCCUGAUGUGCAUUGUGGGUAUUGUAAGCUUCCUGCUGGUUCGCUACGCUAGCAGCGACUACAAAGAAUACGUGGAGACCAUCACCAGCGCCGCCUCUGCUCUGCUCCUCAUCCCCUGAUUUCUUAUUUACCUUUUAAAUGAAUCAUGUGCCAUUUUGUCCCAGUCAUGACAUCUGUCAUGAAAUUAUUUUAGCAAAAGUUUUUAAGCCAUGCACACACAAUGUAAUGAAUUCUGCGAAAAUAAAAAUAAUAAUAAUAAAAGACAAGUCUAUGAACAAAUCUUUAAAUGUGUGAUGUUGACAGCAAGUCUAUAGUGUAAAUACAUUUAAAAUAUGAACAGGACAUUUUGUAUAAAGGACAUUAAAAUGAAAUACAAUUACGCGUAAGCCAAAUAUUAUACUUCUUGUGAUACGAGGCCAAAUGUUGGCUAUAACCUGGGCCUGGUUGCAAGAUGUGUUUCAGUAAAUCUCAGAAUUGAACUGUAAGGUGCAGCCACUUCCUAACUUAUUCUGAGCAGUAUUCAUUUUCAAGCCCACAAGCCUUUGGCCCGUAUGCAGCUGCUUCCUGCUUCA